AUGUCUGAGGGCAGGGGCGCCAGGCCCGGUCCCGAUCCGGCGGACCGGGUGGUUAUUGGCAUCACUUUCGGCAACUCCAACAGUUCGAUUGCGUUUACUGUCGACGACAAGGCCAAGGUCAUUGCCAACGAGGACGGAGACCGACAGAUUCCCACCGUCCUGUCGUACGUCGACGGGGACGAGUACUACGGCGCUCAGGCCAAGGCUUUCUUGGUCCGCAACCCGUCCAACUCCAUCGCCUACUUCCGGGAGUUCCUGGGCAAGGACUUCAAGUCCAUCGACCCUACCCACUGCCAUGCCGCCGCCCACCCCCAGGACAAUGCCGGCAGCGUCUUCUUCGCCGUCAAGGACAAGGACGCCGAGGGCGAGGCCUCCCACGUCUCUGUGGGCGAGGCGGCCACCCGCUAUCUGCGCCGCUUGGCGGCCUCUGCCUCGGACUACCUCGGCAAGAAGGUGACGUCGGCCGUCAUCACUGUGCCCACCAACUUUGACGAGAAGCAGCGCGAGGCCCUGACCAGGGCGGCCAACGACGCCGACCUCGAGGUGCUGCAGCUCAUUUCCGACCCGGUCGCCGCCAUGCUGGCGUACGACGCUCGCCCCGAGGCCGUCGUCGAGGACAAGAUUGUCGUUGUUGCCGAUCUCGGCGGCACGCGCUCGGAUGUCGCCGUCGUCGCCUCAAGAGGCGGCAUGUACACCGUCCUGGCCACCGCGCACGACUACGAGUUCGCCGGCGUCCAGCUAGACCAGGUGCUGAUGGACCACUUCGCAAAGGAGUUCAUCAAGAAACACACCACGGACCCGCGCUCCGACCCCAGGAGCCUGGCCAAGCUCAGGCUGGAGGCCGAGGCCACCAAGAAGGCCCUGUCGCUGGGGACAAACGCCCAGUUCAGCGUCGAGAGCCUGGCCGACGGCCUCGACUUCUCGUCCACCAUCAGCCGCCUGCGGUACGAGAUGAUUGGCCGCAAGGUCUUCGACGGCUUCACCCGCCUCGUCGAGGGAGCCGUCAAGAAGGCCGGGCUCGACGUCCUCGACGUCGACGAGGUCAUCCUGUGCGGCGGCACGUCCCACACGCCCCGCGUCGCCAACAACCUGCGCGCCGCGUUCCCCGAGAGCACCGAGAUCCUCGCCCCGGCCACCAGCGCCGGCGCCGUCAACCCGUCCGAGGUCCAGGCCCGCGGCGCUGCCCUCCAGGCCUCCCUGAUCCAGGAGUACGAGGCCGGCGACAUCGAGCAGUCCACCCACCCCGCCGUCACGACCGUCAAGCACAUCUCCAACGCCAUCGGCGUCGUCACCGUCAACCCGGACGGCGAGCAGGUCUUCACCCCCGUCAUGCAGGCCGAGACGGCGGCUCCCGCCCGCCGCACCGUGCACAUUGCUGCCCCCAGGGACGGCGGCGACGUCCUCGUCAAGAUCGUCGAAGGCGGCACCCACAUCAAGGUCACCAAGCCCGAGCCCAAGCCCAAGGAACCCGUCAACGGCGACAAGGCGGGCUCGGACGACGACUCCGAUUUCGACUCGGAAGGCGACGACGACGACGACGACGACGACGAGAAGCGCGAGAAGAUUUGGAAGCUCGGCAAACUACUCGCCGAGGCUGCUAUCAAGGGCGUCAAGAAGGGCGGCAAGGUCGAGGUCACCAUCAACGUCUUGGCCGAUCUCGGCGUCACUGUGACUGCUAGAGAAGUCGGCGGAAAGGGAGGCGUCAGGGGCCACUUGGCUGCGUAG
Metarhizium album ARSEF 1941 is the source of this 1725-nucleotide messenger RNA. RefSeq names its product heat shock 70 kd protein cognate 1. Gene Ontology annotation, biological process: protein folding. The transcript is spliced from 3 exons. Gene Ontology annotation, cellular component: cytosol; nucleus. The record is from RefSeq and is a predicted model, not a curated record. Lineage: Eukaryota; Fungi; Ascomycota; Sordariomycetes; Hypocreales; Clavicipitaceae. Bases 1 to 1725 code for a protein of 574 amino acids. Gene Ontology annotation, molecular function: ATP binding; ATP-dependent protein folding chaperone.